AUGCAGGAUCUAAUAAAUUCAACAAAUAUCAUAGACAGCUUCCGUCAUAUUGAACCCUACAAGCUUGUCAUAACAAAUCAUCAUCACUCAACCAGCAAACGUUUAGACCGAAUUUACAUCAGCGAACAUUUACAUGAGCGUCUUUACCAAUUCAAUAUCCACCGUAGCAUUAUCAAAUCCACCCAUGACGCCACCUCAAUCAUCAUCACGCCUGUAAAAGAUAUCAUUAUUAACAUUGGUCCUAAAAGAUUCAUAUUUGAAGACAAACUACUACCAAUUCCAGAACCAAAUCACAUUAUUCAACCAUUCAUGACAUCAGGAAUAGAUACAUUCAUUUCUAGAGCCAGAGGCUAUGGCCUCAAAAUGAAGAAAUUCGAAUUUCAACUCUACAAAUCCAACUCACCAUUAGCAAAUCAAUCACACCAAGAAGAACCCACACAAAUAAUGUAUAAAACUUUGAAUCUGGAAUUCAAAGGCAGCAGGACACAAAAAGAAUAUAUCCACGUUAUGAGUAAUGACCAAGAAACCACCACAUCAUCAAUGAAAAUGCUCAAUAUGACAUACAGAUACAUGCAAGAUCUUUACACCAACCCCCUACCACACUAUCAACCCAAUUACAUAGAGGAAUACAUAGAGGAUUUUCCAAUACAAUUAACACCAAAUCAAUCAUUGAAAUUGGAAAGAAAAAUAACCUCAGAAGAGAUCUUAAAAGCACUAUUUAGAAUAGAUAACAAAAAAUCUCCAGGACCCGAUGGAUUAACGGUGAAUUUCUACAAACACAACUGGGACAUAAUUGCUCCUUAUAUCACGAACCAACUCAAUAAGGUCAUGACUUCAGGUAUCCUACCGUAUCUGAUGCAAGAAGUAAUGAUAAGAAUAAUUCCAAAACCCAAAAAGAAAUCCAAUCACGUCAAAGAUUUUAGACCCAUUGCAUUAACUAAUAUUCUAACAAGAAUUCUAUCUAGUAUAAUCAACGAUCGCUUCCGAGAACUUCAUGAUACACUCAUCUUACCUUCACAACGAGGCUUUCUUAAAGAGAGACAAAUUGACGAAAACAUAAUGGAAUUCUACAACAUACUAGACCUCACCACCAAACAACACUCACCGCAACUUCAACUACUUAUGUUAGAUCUUAAUAAAGCAUUUGAUAGAAUUAGUCACGAAUACAUUUACUACCUUCUCCAGAAAAUUAAAGUAGGCAAAUACAUGAGAAGACUAAUCUUGUCUACGGUCACACAAUUAAGAGCAUCAAUCAUCUUAAACAAUUUCCAAUCACCUUCAUUCAAAAUCAACAUUGGUAUCCUACAAGGUCUUUCAUUUAGCCCAGUUCUCUUCAACUUGUGCCUAGAGCCCUUUUUCCACAAAUUAAAACGAGUUACCCAAGGUCUUUCUUUACGACUUUCGCAACAUAUUAACAUUCAAAUACAAUAUCAAUCAUUUGCGGAUGACAUGAACAUUUACAUGAAUACAACUGAGGAACAAGAAAAUGUUAUGCGAGAACUCAGACUUUUCGAAAUCGCCACAAACAGUAAAAUCAGUGAAGAGAAAACCAAUUUAUACUACUAUUCAUCAACAGCACCUUCAAACAAUCUACCAUUUGAACAAUUAUCUAUCCAGACUCAGGACUUUAAAUAUCUAGGUAUUGAGAAGAAAGGGACUAACUGGGACAAACAACUAGGAUUUCUCAGUCAUAUGAUCCCCAAAAGUCUAAUAGAGGAAUGGCCAAUCACCUACUCGACAAUAGCCAUAAACCUGUAUAUCUAUUCAAAAAUAUAUUAUCGAGAGCUCCAUCAACCGAUGUCAGAAAAAGCGCUCGACAAAUUUAAUGCCAAAUUAUCCAAAAAGUUUUAUGGGAUCGAUUGGGAUACCAUUAUCACUCCCCAACAAUUAGGAGGAUACGGCCUUCUCGACCUUAAACAUCAGCUUAUGGGCCGAAAAGCAACCCUCAUCUAUCAACUACUAACCAGUACAAACACAACUCCCACCAUUAUUAUGUUUCGUUUUAAAAUUCAAUAUGUCAUCCAUUAUAUGAUAUCAAAAUCUGAUUUAGAAUUCAACAACAAAAUAAAAACCAUACCAUGGUAUUCAGUAUUAAUGGGAAUGAGGAUUCAUCGACCAGAUAUUGAAGAUUUCUAUGCGACAUUUCAAUAUCAUGAACACUUUACUCAAAGUGAGCGAUCAAUCCUUCAAGCAUGGUUCUCAUUAGUCUAUACCAAACAUCCCAACACCAAUGCCUCAUUCAUUGAAAUCGAUCAACACGAUCUAAGAUCAAUCAUCACACGACCACCAGAUCCCAUGUUAAUCAAUCGGUAUCUCAUGGACUUAGACGAACAACCCCUAAAACCAACAACAUUUACAUCCACGUCGACAAAACAUUAUCUUCGACAAAACAAACCAAUCGCGGCGGAACUUAUUAGUUAUGAAUUUGGGCUUACCACAGCACAUUGGUUAAAGUACUGGAAGUUUCAGAAAAAACUCAAGUUUACCUACAGUGGAGAAAUUGAAGAGCUACACAGGUUUCAUCUCGGCCAUUGUAGUUAUUUAGGUUCUAAAACCACAAAAGAACCACAUCCACAAUAUCCCAACAAACAUGUCCCUUUCUGCUUACUUUGCUUGGACCAAUCCAUCAUUAAUCCCGGAUCCAACCAUAUAUAUCAAGAUUGUGAAGUUUCAAAGAAGAUAUGGAAGCAUUUUUCACCAGAUCAACAUUUCAUAUUAAGAAACAUAAUAGGGACCACUCACCUCAAUCCCAACACAUAUUUAACAGUAGACCGUUACAUCAAGACAAUAACCUUCCUAUGGAAAACCCGACGACGAUACAAAAGAGCCUUACGUCCAUUAACGGACAAGAAGAUUCGAUCCAUCAUUAAAACGGUCCCAAAUGUAAUACAUAAAUAUUAA
This is a messenger RNA of Hemisphaericaspora subhashii, 2901 nucleotides long. RefSeq names its product RNA-directed DNA polymerase. Bases 1 to 2901 code for a protein of 966 amino acids. The transcript has a single exon. The record is from RefSeq and is a predicted model, not a curated record. NCBI's taxonomy places the organism in Eukaryota, Fungi, Ascomycota, Pichiomycetes, Serinales, Debaryomycetaceae.